Botrytis byssoidea is the source of this 5425-nucleotide messenger RNA. RefSeq lists its product as uncharacterized. Bases 559 to 4827 code for a protein of 1422 amino acids. NCBI's taxonomy places the organism in Eukaryota, Fungi, Ascomycota, Leotiomycetes, Helotiales, Sclerotiniaceae. Gene Ontology annotation, molecular function: ATP binding; ATP-dependent chromatin remodeler activity; metal ion binding. Gene Ontology annotation, cellular component: cytoplasm. The transcript has 6 exons. The record is from RefSeq and is a predicted model, not a curated record.
CAUCUCCAUCUUCAUCUCCAUCUUCAUCUCCAUCUUCAUCUCCAUCUCCAGUUUCCCCCUCCCUAAUCGAUAAGAGUGUUCCUGCAUUCGUUUGGUGGGGUUGAUCUCUCAAUCCAAACCCUAACAAGCAACGCGACCGUACUAGAGAAGGUUCAUCACUAGCCAGAGACCUACUAAUUCCACUAAUUCCCUAGUAAAUCACCCCAAGCUCCACUACAACUCUACAACUCCACAACUCUCUAUGUCAUCGACUCAACUCUCUCAAUAAUUUUCCUUCAUCUCGAAUCUCAAAACUCUAGAUCAUUCUAAUAUCUUCAAUCUUUGGACCCCAUUUUCCCCUUCUCUUCAUUCCUUCACAUUGGUUCUUUCCUGGGUUUUUUGAAAAUACGUAAUGUUCUUUUAAUUGCUAACUUGUACUACAAAAACCCACGGCUUCCCACCUACCGUAUGGUCUCGCGGGUAAUCGCAUAAAAUACCUACCAACUGUUUUGAAAAGCCUUUCAGUGCAUUGCACUUUUCAUCAAAUUCUCCGACACAUUAGGGAAUCCUGCAUUCACCAUGGCACAGCAAUCUCCAUCGCCUGCUGAUUCUCUCGCAGCCAUUGCAAAUCUUACGGAUGAAAUAACCCUUCAGCAAGUUUAUCUAGUUUCUUUGAACGAUUCCUCGGGAGAUCAAUCAUCGCGCAGAGCAGAAAUCGAGGCUGAGAUUGCCACUCUGAGAAAGAAACUUUCCACCCUUCAAGCUUCCUCCUCCCACGCUCAAGCUUCCUCUACUUCUCAUAAUAACUCCUACAUACGACCAUCCAAUAUACCUCGUUCGAAGAUGAAUAGCGCGGUCGGGCGAGGAGGCAAUGCUGGCUAUCAAUUCAAAAAAGAAGGCGAGUCAAUGGAAUCAUUAUCCUCCACAGCUUCGACACCUGGUUCUGGAGCCUCGAUGGUUGGUUCUGGCUCACAUCGAGCUGACCUCCCUACUCGAAAGCGUACUCUUAGCAAACAUUUAGAUACGGUUGCCCCUUUCGAAGAAAUCAAAUCUCGGCGAACAACACCGAGUCCUUUUGCAACAGGUGCAACAACUCCUUCGGGAGGCUCAGGGUAUGGUUAUAAUGCAAAUGGUGAUGGAUACUUUGACCUCACUAUGUUUGUCCCUCGUUCUAUCAUCGCCCUUGAUUCCAUAGUUCCUUCGUCAAUGCUAAAAUAUAAGAGAACGCAUAGACUAAUAUGUCUAACUCUUAGGGAUGAUGAUAUAAUAAUGUUCGAUCCCACCUUUACCGAACGCCAGAAGCAAGAGGAACAAAAAUUCCAAAGAGAGAGGCAAGAUGCAGAGCUUGCUAGUAGCCUUGCAAGCUCAAAUAGCCCUGUCUCAAACACGCCUAUCACUAGCUCGAAGCCUUCCGCUUUCAGCAGGCUGUUCGGAGGUCAUUCCGGAAGUCUCGCACAGGCUUCUACCUCUCACGGCACUCAAGCUGCCAAGUCCUCCGCGAUGUCAAACACUUAUGACUUUCAUAAUAAUAACAGUUCCUCAAGUAGAAGUCUUCCGUGGAAAAAGGGUUCAAGUUCUAGUCUCAAGGCCGAUCCACGAACAUCGCCUUAUGUUCAACCUUCAUCUUCAGGGUUCGUUGACUGGGGCUCUGGUGGUACUACAGGUAUGCACCAGGAACGAUCUUCUACUGCUACGAAUUCCAAUCUUAACCCAUUUCCAGAAUCGACGAUGCCUGGUACUUACAUUGAUGAUGUGGCUAGUGAUUCAUCGAUUGAAAUCAUCGACCCUUCCGCAUUCAAGGAUAAUGGUCGUCAGAAAGCCACAACUUCGAGGACUACCAACUAUUAUGGUCAGCCAGGUCCAACUUAUUCAUCAGAAACCCGCGCUCUGGGAGAUACUGCUAUUAGCCGUUCAAACACCAGCUUACAGGAUGUUUCCGCUUUACAGAAUUGGGCCAGAAACUCUUCAAAUGCAAUGGAAAAUCCAAGUGGAAAUAUCAAUAAUACCUCGACUUGGAUGACAGGAAAUCAUGCCGAUGGAAUGAAUUAUGAAAGUCGAGUAGGAGAGCAGAAUAAUUAUGUAACUUCGUGGGAGAGGGGUCAAUCAUUUAGUUCCUACAAUGAAUUGAACGCUGGAUAUACAGAUUUCCCCAUGAACGGCACACCUUCUACCAUGUCUUACAAUAAUACAAAUUCGCCUGGGGCAUAUCCCCUCGGUUAUUCCAAUUCCACAAUGCCUCGGACUGUUCCAGGAUCAAUAACUGGAAGCAUGCAUUCUUCACAUCUCGAAAACAGUAUGCAUGGGCCAGGCUCGGCUUUCAAUAUCGAUUCUAUGCCAGAACACGGUAUGGGUUCAACUAAUUUUAAUUCCUUACGAGGCACAGUCAGUAAUCGAGGCAAUCUUUCGGACGUUGAAUCGAACCUUGGCUUUUUAUCUCCUUCGUUCGCAUAUGCCCCUCAGAUGACAGAACGAAUGGAGCAUGUCAUCAAUGAUCCGAGAAAAACUGAAAAGGAGAUUAAAGACCUGUUGGAGAAUAUCAAAGCCGAGGUCGAGAUCCCGUUAGAAGACCGAGAGGGAACACCUGAAGGAUUGAGAUAUCCGUUGUAUGAGCACCAGAAAAUUGCUUUAACAUGGUUGAAACAAAUGGAGGAGGGCAGUAACAAGGGGGGGAUCUUAGCAGACGAUAUGGGUCUAGGCAAGACAAUCAGUACUUUGUCACUCAUUCUAUCACGACCAUCAAUCGACCGUACGUGCAAGACUACACUUAUAGUUGCGCCUGUUGCCCUCCUUCGCCAGUGGAAUAGCGAAAUAGCUUCGAAGACAUUGCCAACGCAUGAACCCAGUGUCUACAUGGCUCAUGGAAACAGCAAGAAACCUACUUGGGAUGAUCUCCGAAAACAUGAUGUAGUCCUUACAACUUACGGGACUUUGGCUGCGGAGUAUAAUCGACUUGUGAAAUUCGAAGAAGAAUGCAAACAAAACGGUAUCACGGAGCCUGACCCAAAUCAGCUGGUCAAGGAUUUCCCGCUCUUGGGCCCUAGGAGCCGAUUCUAUCGUGUGAUUCUCGAUGAAGCGCAAAGCAUCAAGAACAAAGCCACAAAAUCAGCCGCUUCGGCUUGUAGACUAAGAGCGCUGACUAGGUUUUGCCUUACCGGCACACCGAUGAUGAACAACAUUACCGACCUUUAUUCGUUGAUUAAAUUUCUGCGCAUUCGACCUUACAACAAUUGGUCUGCUUUUACAAAGGAUUUCGGCUGUCUCUCCAAAGGAGGUUCACAUACAGAGGAAUAUCUCAGAAAGACCAUGCAACGUCUGCAAGGUGUUUUGAAGGCCAUUCUCCUCCGUCGGACGAAGAAAUCUCAAAUUGAUGGAAAACCGAUUAUUAACCUACCACCAAAGGUAGAAAAUAUCGAUCAUGUUGUUUUUAGCAAAGACGAGCAGGAAUUUUAUCAAGCUCUUAAGGAUAAGACUCAACUUCAAUUCAAUAAGUACAGGAAGGCUGGAACUGUUGGAAAGAAUUACUCGAAUAUCCUUGUCUUGCUACUUCGCCUCAGACAAUGUUGUUGCCAUCCGCAUCUGAUUAUUGAUCUUGAAGAAGCCGCAGCGGGUUCAGCAGAGCUCACAGAGGAACAGAUGAUUGAUCGCGCAUUGGCCCUUGAACCAGAUGUUGUCUCAAGACUACUUGCUGCAGAUGGAGGGUUCGAAUGUAAUAUCUGCUACGAUGCAACUCCUAAUCCCAGUAUAAUCAUCCCUUGUGGACACGAUAAUUGUCACGAUUGUUUGAUGGCUUUAUCUGAGCAGGCCAAGCAGGCAGCGCGAGGCGAUGAUGAUGGUGCCAUGGCCCUCAAAUGUCCAAGUUGUCGUGGAAAGCUCGACAUGGCAAAUCUUAUCGACUACACAAUUUUCAAGAAGGCACAUAUGCCAUUGCCGGAAGUCAAGGAGGAAGAGACUGUCGACGAUGCCGUUGAAAGUAGUGAUGAUAGUAACAGCGACACCGAAUCCGAAUCCGACUCUGAUACCAAAUCUGAUGAUGUUGACGAGAAUGGAAGUUUAGACGGUUUCGUAGUCCCCGAUGAGGUCGAAGAUGAUGAGGCUGAGCAAGGUAACGAUGAAAUUGGUUUAGCAUCGAGGGAUCCUACAUCCGAGUCAAAAUCAAAAUCAACAUCGAAGUCCAAAUCUAAGACAAAGGCGAAGAAAAAUAAGGGCAAAGGGAAGGAGGUUGACAAGCAGAAGCAACAUCUUUCAAUUGCCAUGAUGAAGAAAGAGGCUUCUCGAUCUAUUGCAGGUCACAAGAAGUACAUGAGAUAUCUUCGAAAGAAUUGGCAAUCAUCUGGAAAAGCCGAUAAGUGCGUCGAACUUCUUGAAAUUUUUCAAAAUGAAGGUGAAAAGACAAUUGUCUUCAGUCAAUUUGUGACAUUUCUUGAUCUCCUCCAGGUGCCCAUUGGAGAGAAGGGUUGGGAAUGCGAGCGCUACGAUGGAAGUAUCAAUUCCAAACGUCGAGACGAGGCAAUCAAGCGGUUCCAGGACAAACCGGAUUGUAAUAUCAUGCUCAUUUCUCUCAAGGCCGGCAAUGCAGGACUCAACCUAACCGCAGCAUCUAGAGUUAUUAUUCUCGAUCCAUUCUGGAAUCCAUUCAUUGAGAUGCAAGCGGUCGAUCGUGCUUAUCGCAUUGGUCAGAUGAAACCAGUUCAGGUUCAUCGCAUUUUAGUACAAGAAACAGUUGAAGAUCGUAUCAUGCAGUUGCAACAACAGAAAAAGAGCUUGGUAGAGUCUGCACUUGACGAAGGUGCUAUGAAGAGCGUGGGGAGACUUGACGAGAAGCAACUGGCUUUUCUUUUCGGUGUCUGAGGCAUUCGAACAUGUUUUCCUUGACUCUCAUACGUGCUCAAUUGCUUUUUUGAAAUGGGUUGUACAAUCAUUAUGAGGCGUUUCGGGGAAUUCAUGAUUAUGAUUUGGCUGGUUAUAUUUCUUUCUUUGUAUACAUUGGCAUGGCAAGCAGAAUAAAAUAUGGCGAACUUUUGGGCUGGGUUGGAACAAAAUGGGAUGGGAUGGGAUAGAUAGUCUUGUGCAUUGCAAGGGGGAAAAAAUUAUCUGGGAUUCUCUUUUUGUUUGGUCGCUUUCGUCGGAUCUUGAUACCCUAUCACCAUGGCGUUUUUUUCACAGGGAGUGAUGGAUGCAUUUACGAUAAAUUACGAGCUGUGGAAAAUGAAUUCAUCAUGUUCUAUUUGCCACAUCAUCUGUGAUCUUGUUGGUUUCUUUAAGUUUGUUAGAGGAUGUUGUUGAUGAAGUGCGUAAAACUAUCGAGGUCGGGAUUGGGAUUGAAGAUGUGUAUUGGCGUGGUUGAGAGCUGGAGCGGAGACCUCUGAGAAACUGGAGAUGAAAUACUAGAUGAAGGGAUGGGAGAAAUGCAUAGAUAGCUAAUCUAAAUUCUGGGUGGGGGAGGGGG